Molecule: messenger RNA, 553 nt
Organism: Guyanagaster necrorhizus
Lineage: Eukaryota; Fungi; Basidiomycota; Agaricomycetes; Agaricales; Physalacriaceae
Exons: 2
Coding region: 173-454 (93 amino acids)
Source: RefSeq, a predicted model, not a curated record
CUACCGACAGAUUUCUCAUUCUUCCCGCUAUCAACGUCUCACCUUUUACUGGAACGACGCUAUCUGGCUGCGCCUUUUCAGUAGCCUGGGAGAUCAUCGCGGGAAAAGGAAUACCCUGAGGGAGUGCUGUAGUCAUGUCGAAGUAGAGCAAACCUGCUCAGGUCACUUCAGGAUGCGCUCUGAGAUGCUCGUUUUUAUGAUUUAUAUCAUUCCACCGCUGGGCGCCUAUGAUAUGGAUUCGAUUCAGAUGCUUGUUGCCUUCGGCGCGCGUUAUCUACAUUUCCGUGGUCCCAGUCUCGACGAUCAGUGUAUAGGGAGAGGCACCAGCCAUGUAUGCGCAAGCGGCGAAGAAUCGGAUCUUUUCCCAUUUAAUGACCCGACUCUUCCUCUCUGCCUCGAACCAAAGUACUCAUCUGGGCUAACCUUCCGAUUUUCAGCAGCGAUGUCGCUAUGAUGACGACUUCAGUCAGCAAGGUCGCUACCGUCAAACACGCCAACGACGGUUUUUUGUUCGCGUCCGUUGUCCCCAUUGUCUGCGAAGGCUGAGGAAAAU